CGGGACAGUCACUAAAUCUCAACACUGUCCACUGCAGAAAAACAUCUGCGUUGUUUGUGUCGCCCAGCACAGCUCUUCUGAACUGAAAUUCAAAUAUUGAAGAGCAACACUGAUGCCAGGUAAGGGAAUACCCAGCACAUUUACAUUCCUGCACCUGCCCUACUCUGCAUAGAAGCAGCACCAAAAUCACCACCACCAGCAGCUCUAUAAAGCUCCUGUUUCCAUACAUGACAGUAGGGGAACAGCAGCUGCUAACCUGCGUUAAGCACUGGUGCAACAAACUACUUUUCCAGCACAGCACUGUUACCCACCUUGGGAGGAUGGAAGCUUGCUACUCUCAAGAUAAACUUAAUGUCACUUCACACGAUGUCAUGGUUCUGGUCGUCAUCACACUUCAGGCAUUUGCUGGCAUAUGGAUAAAUGUUUUCAUUGUUUUUGUGCUUUGUAUUUCUUGGGCCAAAACGAAAAUCUUCAGCUCUAAUGAGAAAAUCGUGAUGUUUCUGGGAUGCUCCAGGUUUUGGCAUUUGUGCGUCACAUGGCUGUAUUUCUUUCUUUCAAUAAUUUACCCCUGGUCAUUUUAUGUUCACCCCAUACCUGAACUACUUUCAGCUCUUCAGAGCUUUUUACAUUCUUCCAACAUGUGGGUUUCUGCCUGGCUUUGUGUUUUUUAUUGCAUAAAAAUCGCAAAUUUCAGGCACAUCUUCUUCAUCUACCUGAAAGCAAAAAUUGACAGGAUUGUGCCAUGGCUGUUGUGGGGUGCAGUGCUUUUAUCCCUGUUCCUCUGCAUCCUCGUCUACAACAUCACUUACACAGCACCCUGUAAAAACCUCAAUAAUUCCACCAUCCUAGCAAAUACGUGGAAACUGAAAGUCAAAAUGGAUGAACAUUAUUUCCCUGUUUUUAUUGUUGGUGGCUUCGGAAUUGUCAGUGCAUUCAUGGUAGUAAUCUUUUCUGCCCUUCUCCUCCUCUUUUCUCUCUGGAAACAUCAACGCAAGAUGCAGACAAACUCAGUGAAGAAUCUCAGCAUGGAUGCCCAUAUCAAAGCAAUGAAAUAUGUUAUGUCUUUCUUCUUCCUUUACAGUAUUAACUUUAUAUGUUUCAUCUUGAUAAUGAUUUACACCACAAGGGAGCAAGGUCCCGUGACAUUUGUCAUUUUAGUAUUUCACUGUGCUCUUCCGGCUGUUCAUUCCCUUGUUCUGAUUUUCAGCAAUCCCAAACUGGAAAAGGCACUGCUAAGGACUCUGCCCUGUGUGAAGUGCAAGGUUUGUAUGAGGUAGAAACUGUAAUAAAAGCUGGAACCCAUUAAAAAUGUUGAUAUUUUGUUAUAAAAAUCACAUAAUUUAAUCUCUAAUGCAACUCUCCAGACAGUGUAGAUGAUACAGAUGUUCUAUCUUCAGCAAGUUAAGAAAACUUCACUAUAAU
Falco peregrinus (peregrine falcon) is the source of this 1422-nucleotide messenger RNA. RefSeq names its product taste receptor type 2 member 9-like. Gene Ontology annotation, cellular component: membrane. The coding region runs from base 228 to 1277 and encodes 349 amino acids. The record is from RefSeq and is a predicted model, not a curated record. The transcript has a single exon. Gene Ontology annotation, biological process: G protein-coupled receptor signaling pathway; detection of chemical stimulus involved in sensory perception of bitter taste; sensory perception of taste. NCBI's taxonomy places the organism in Eukaryota, Metazoa, Chordata, Aves, Falconiformes, Falconidae. Gene Ontology annotation, molecular function: G protein-coupled receptor activity; bitter taste receptor activity.